This is a messenger RNA of Vitis riparia (riverbank grape), 1484 nucleotides long. Its product is annotated as transcription factor bHLH30-like. The transcript is spliced from 2 exons. Lineage: Eukaryota; Viridiplantae; Streptophyta; Magnoliopsida; Vitales; Vitaceae. Gene Ontology annotation, biological process: regulation of DNA-templated transcription. The record is from RefSeq and is a predicted model, not a curated record. Gene Ontology annotation, molecular function: DNA-binding transcription factor activity; protein dimerization activity. The coding region runs from base 418 to 1194 and encodes 258 amino acids.
CACACACACACACACAUCCUCUUCUCGAGACUCUCUUCCAAAGCCUCUCUCACUGCCUUUGUCCGUUUUACAAAUUCCUAGGGUUUUGAUUCGUUUCUUUGAAUAUUCAUCGAUUCUCCAGCCGGGUCUGGCAGAUUUUGCCUCCAUCCACCAAAAACGUCUCUGUUUUCCAAUCUCGAAAUGCUCCAAUUCAAGACCAUAAAGAAGAAAAUGUGGAUGUUCUCUCACUGAUCUCGCUUCCUAACACUCUUGUCUUCUUACGUAAUGGAAGGUAUGUCCCUGACCAUAACCGCACGCACCGUACUCAGCACCAAAGAUCGUCAACGCAAGCUCCGUUUCCGCACACUCUCUUUCUGGUUCGCACCCACGACUCGACCUCCCGGUUUGAGCUUUUUCGGGUCAGGUUAAUCCCAAACUAUGGCUUCGAGCUCCUGGAACUCACGCUCUUCACAUGGGUCCGAUUUUUUUCAAGUGUUCGACCCGUUUUCGCAGAAUAAAGGAGGGUACGGUGGGGUUUUGCGGGGUGGGUCUUUAGUGUUGGAUUCUGAGAAAAGAGAGCUCGUGAAAGCUCCGGUGAGAGCGGUGAAAAAGGGGGUGUCGGAGGCGAAGGCUAUGGCGGCCUUGAAGAAUCAUAGCGAGGCGGAGAGGAGAAGAAGAGAGAGAAUCAAUGGUCAUCUCUCCACGCUUCGCGGCUUCGUGCCAUGCACUGAAAAGAUGGACAAAGCUACAUUGCUUGCCGAAGUUAUCCAGCAAGUGAAAGAACUGAAGAAGAAUGCUGCAGAAGCCAGUAAAGGUUUACUGCUUCCAAUGGAAGUUGAUGAAGUAAGAGUAGAACCACAUGAUGACGGAACAGGAGAUGGAACUUCUUAUUUCAUGGCAUCUGUCUGUUGCGAUUACAGCUCUCGGCUUCUCUCUGAUAUAAGACAAGCCCUUGAUGCCCUCAAUAUAACUACAGUGAAGUCAGAAAUCUCCAGUUUGGGAGGGCGGAUGAAAAGCAUGUUUAUUUUCACAAGCUGCAAAAAACACAAGAGCAAUGAUUCUGAGGCACACCGGCUUCUUGCAAGUUCUGUCCAUCAGGCCCUCAGUUCUGUCCUAGACAAAGUUUCUGUGACAGCAGAAUUCUCGCCCAGAACACCACAUCCAAACAAGAGGCGAAGGGUUUCCUUUUUUGAUUCUUUGAGCUCGUCUUCCUGAGAGCAUAGAUCUUGGGGUGGUGAAUUCUCUCUCUAUAUAUACAUAUGGUGAUCCUGUAUCUGUAUAUCCCGAAUGACAAUGCAAUAUAUCUACUUUGUAAGUGUAAUAUGUUACAAAACACGGCCUGUGGGCUGAUGAAUGAUGAUAAAAUGCAGGAGUAUCUGCAGCUGCAAACAUGAACAUGAAUGUAUCAUGCGUGGAAAGCAUUCUCCCAUGUGCAUGACAUUUAAAUGUAUCAUAAAUGAAUUUUCAUGGCUCCAUAAUCCAACGUGCUUUCUGCAAUUUUCUUC